UUUAUGGCCAGUUCUCUGAGGUUGUUCUUGGAGCGAUUUGGGAAUAAUGAAAUUGCAAGGGAAAAUGAUAUGUUAAAGCUGUACGUUUCGAUUUUAAAAUAGUAAAUUGUCUAAAUCAGCGAGAAACGUCGAGUUUUGGGUAAUUUCUUCCAAGAAAGAGAAGGUUUCGUGCGAUAGGGAGUCGCUAGUUUCCGACAUGAGUCUACGAGCUGGGAAGAAAGAUACAAAGAUGAGGAUUCGGGCUUUUCCGGUAAGUGUGAGCUUCCCCAGAAAUAAAAAUGCCGCAGUUUAGUCUUACAGCAUUGCUUCAAUCGGCAGUGAUGCCUUGAAUGUUUAUCCAUACUUAUCAGAAUUUAUAGAACCAAGAUGAUUGAGCUAUGCUGAGCAGGCCGAAUAUUAAUUUGGGGAUUUGUAACACGAUUUGCUCCCAAGUCAAACUAAAGUUCUUGGCGAGUCAAGCCAUAAUGUUUGGUCCCGAAUAAGUCACUUGCCCAGCUUUGAGGAACUGUUUGGUUUUAUGAAGGAAAGGGGCUUGAUUUGCAAUUUGGUGACACGUACAUCGCCUCAAAUUGAAGCUUGCGGAAGUACAACUUGUACGAAUGUAGCAUUUUUUGAUGUCGUAGUUCUAAUGAUUCUCUUUUGUCAUCCUUUUUUUAUGUUAUCGAUCCAACUUAUGAUACCUUAGGUUAUGCAGUCUUGAAAUAAAAAAUUUGUACGUGUGUUGUAUUUUUUAAUGCUAUUGUUUGCUGCCACAAACCUAACGUUAACUUUUGAUGCCCAAUUAUGCGUAUGGAUUUUUUUUGUACUUAACUUGAAUUGUGACCUUAUAGUACAUAUUUAGAUCAUAUACUGUAUAAACUGCAAACUGCAUAUGCAUGCAAUCUCUCAUGUCAUUAAGUCUUGCAGCACCAUAAAUGCUUUCUUAGUUUUAGCUCUCUUAUUUUUGUCAAGUAAGGGAACAAUUACAGGAAAAUACAAUGCCUGAACAGCAAAAUUAAAUUUACAGCUUUUUAAAUCAACCUUUAGUUGAUUCUUUUACCAGGAAAACCUGAGUGUUUGGAUUUCAAUCCAAACCAGUCUUUAUUAUAGAUACAGGGAACUUUACCAAUAUCUCUGCAUUAUCUAUGUUCAGUGUGUGUGAUAAUGAGUUUGUGCAAACAGUUUGCAAUCAAAUCGAGACACCAGGCAGAUUUAUGUUGUAAAUGUACAGCAAAGAAAAAAAAUGAUGAUGUGAAUAACCAUUAUUUUUCACUAUGAGGCCAAUCAAGUAGGAGGAAAUUAUUAUUAAUUUGAGGAAAUUAUUAACUUGUCCAAAACAGAAAUUUUAAUCAUUUUUCUUAUAAUGCCAUUACUUCAGAUGUGGAUCAUGAUAUUUCAGCUGCAUACGACUAGUCUUCUUCAGGUAUUGAGACUGGUAGUAUGCAGUCAAAACAUCACAAUCCACAUUGGAAGUGACUACAUUAUGAGAGAAAUGAAUAUAUUUCUUUUUUGAAAGUGUUAUUUGCCAUGAUGACAAACUGUUAGCUAUUUUGGGAUUACUUAUCUUGUUGUAAUUCUGUAGCGUAUUGUUAAGUGCUUAGUUAAAUCGCUUAACGGAAGAUUAACCUUCUAUGCCUCACCUUACCUUUUUGAGUUGAACAAGUGAUAUUUACACUGGUGGUACCUUUAAAAUCAAAUUUGGAUUCAAGCUGAUGUUUUAACUGGCGAUCUAGUGAUAUCAAAUUUUUUUCUGUUUUUAUUGUCAUUUAUGAUUAGUUAUUUUGAGAAGCAGAAUCUUAAUUUUAGAUUUCUAUUUUUGGUUAAUUGAGUUUUUGUGUAUUUAUAUGGGUAUUUUUGGAAUACUGAUUUCUCUCUUGCUAAUUUGAAUUCCUAAGAUCUCACACUGUUUUGCACAUUCUUCUUAUAAUUUUAGUGUUGAAAUUUUAGCGUUCUCCCAUACAACACUUCCUUUUUAUUUUUUUAAUUAUUGAAAUUGUGAGGAGGAACUACUCAUUGGUCACUUCUGGAAGUAGGAGUAAUGUUUACAGUAGAUCCUUCUUGAUAUUGCCUGAUUUUUUACCCUCCGACUCACAAUGUGUAAAAUGAUCUCUCAAUACAAUGAUUUCUUAUUUAAAGUGUAUACAUGUAGGUUUUUUCCCUGAAUUUUAAUUUUUUCUUUCAAUUAGUAAUUCUUGUAUUGGUGUAAGAAAGUAUGCAUUUUCUUUGAAGCAAAUACUUUUUCUAGAACAUGACAUGAGAGAUAGGUGAUGUUUUUGUCAUUUUUCUUACCACACUUAUCACCUUUUUUUGUUAUACAAGCUUUUACCAAAGGGGAUUGCAGUAAUCAUGUGAUCAUUUGCAUGUGGUGGUAAAAUGAUAAGACUAUUCAAUUUGAAAGAGAAUUUCAUGGUAAUCACCUCGACUUGUAUGUCAACUUUCGGUAGCUUUCUUGUUGGGAACAAGAUUAGUAAAAAAAUAACUUGUCUUUUUGAUUAAAAGAAACAUCUCAAAUUUAUAUAUUUCAAGCCCACCUUUGUCUUGACACAGAUAUGAGUUCAGUUUCUACCCCAGCUUUGGGAUUGAAACUCAAAUGUUUUUCCUCUUUCUUUCUUUGCAUAGAUGACUAUGGAUGACAAGUAUGUUGAAGACAUCUGGAACUUGCUGAAGAAUGCCAUCCAGGAAAUUCAGAAAAAAAACAAUAGUGGCCUUAGUUUUGAGGAACUUUAUAGGUGAUAUUUUCAAACUCAAUAAUGAAUUGUUAACUUGUUUCUUCUCUAGGUCUCUCAUAUUUUGCCCUAUAUCCUAUGUGAAAACUCAAUGUAACAACAAAUUUUCUUGGUAUACCUUUAAUUCUCAUGAAGCGGUCAGUGAGAACAAAUAUAGUAGGAUCUUCAUAUACUGAUUACUUUAUCUAUCUACUUCUUGUUGAUUUUGCACAGCCAUGGAUGCAAUGAAAAAAUUUAUCUUUUUCUUUUUUUCUUAUUUCAAACUUAUUGACUUCUGUUCCAGUUAAUAAUUAAGGUACCAUAAACAUUCUUUGGAAUCUCAUUUUUUAUUUGAAAAUCAAAUCGAUAAACUAGUAAAUACUAUGUUUUGAGAUGUUUGGGAGUGGAAAGAGGUAAGCAUUUCUUUUUAUACAUGGGAAAUGUUUUAAAGGAUAGCAAGUUAAAAGUUACUGUUGAUUUGAAUUAAAUAGGAAUGCUUAUACUAUGGUCUUACACAAGCAUGGAGAGAGGUUAUACUCUGGACUCAAACAAGUUGUGACAGAGCAUCUGGUAGAAAAGGUAUUAAACAUGCACUUCCUUUAUGUUGGGGACUUAUUUAGUAUUUUACUAGAGUAUUGACAAAUACAUCAGUCAGUACCUCACUUAGGUUUACAAAUGGGUUUUGCCAAACUGUUGAGGGGACUUGAUGGAAAACUGACACUAGUCUACAUUAAAGAAGAGUAUCUUAUAGGGGGGUUAGAAAGACUCUUGGGACAGGUUUUUUGCACAAGGUCUAACCCAAACUGAGUUGUUACUCAAGCAGUAGGCCUCUGGAAUUCUCUAUUAGAGGGUUGAGUUAAUUAAUUGAUUGUCCUUUCACUAUCAGCUAUUGACCCUCUUGACACUGUUCACAAAACUGAAUGUUCAAAAAUAAAAGGUUCAGCUAAAUUGAAGGUGGUUAGAAGGUGGUUUUGUUAAACAAUGCCUAAACUUUAUUUAACUAACUGGGCAUGGUUGUUUCAUGAUGUUGCUGGAUAGAUAGUAUUUGGCAAUAUUAGCUACCUGGCUAUUGUUCUUAACUUAAGCAAGUUUAAAAACACUCCCAGUCAAUUUUUACACAUAACUCAUGUUUCUUGUACCACCAUACUCUAUUUUAUUUGAUUACUUAAAGAUACGCAAAGAUGUGGUGGUUUCACUCAAUAACAAUUUCCUGGACACACUGAAUGCUGCUUGGAAUGAUCAUCAGACUUCAAUGGUGAUGAUAAGAGAUAUUCUCAUGUACAUGGUAUGUCAACCCAAAUGAUGUCCUAGUAUUUUAUGACAACAGCACGUUGGUAUUUGUUCCUUAAAACAGUAACAAGUUUCUCUGUAAGGCUUUCCUGGGUAAAUGUAAACAAACAGUGCACCAAAUCUUUUCAGUAAACACAGCUUGGUUAGGGUGAAAGGGAGCAGAGUAGUUGGUUGUUCACAGGGCACAUUUAAGGAGAUGAACUCUGGGUAGUGGAGCACAAAUCCAGUGAGUGGUAAGGUGAAGGACUUCACCCAAGGGAUUACAACUGCAGUGCACCAGCCUCUGAGUCUUCACACUUGGCCAUCCUGCCUUUGCUAUUGCUGGCUUCAUGUCAUAGAUAACUGAUUAGUAAAUAAACCCUUUAACUCCCAAGAUCUCACAAGUAAUUCUCCUUACUGUCUGCCAUACAGUUCUUGUGAUAUAAGUCAUAAAGGAGAAAUUGGUAUUGGAUCAACUUGUAAUCCCCCACUUGAUAUUUUUCUCUAUUCUCAUCACUUGUCUGCUUGAUAUUGUAUUGAUAUUGUAAGGAGAAAUUCUGUCUUGGUCACUCAUGGGAGUUAAAGGGUUAACACUGAUAGCCAGUGUGUAAAGGUUAAAGCCUUAUAAUUUGCUCUUUAUAAAUUUGCUUCCUUAAUGUUCAACCUUCAACAAAUUUUCACAUUUUUUUAGUGCACAACAACAUCUGGCUGGAAAUUUUAGAGCUUUCUGAAAAAUUUUUUUCUUUUAACUCUAUGAUUACUUCCACAGGAUAGAGUCUAUGUUCAACAAAACAGUGUUGAUAAUGUCUACAACUUGGGAUUGAUCCUUUUCCGUGACUUGGUGAGUUUCUGUGCUGGGUUAUUAAAUUUGGUAGUAGACAAAGCCAAGCUAGUUAUGACAUCCUACUAAAAUUCUUCAUAUGAGGUUGUUGAUGAAAACAACAUGUUUUGUUUUUUUAAUACUGCUAGUCAAUUGCUAGAUCAUUUGGUCAUUUAAGUAGUUUAUCAUCGACAUUUAAUUUCCAGGAUUUGCCUCUGUGGCAAAUUUAUCAGUAUCCAUGUCACAUUGAAAACAAACCAAUAGUUUGUUCAUCACAGUUUCUUGUAGCUAAUACCCAUCACUAGAUUACACGUUUUUCCCUUUUUUCAAGGUGGUGAGGUAUGGUAAUAUCAGAGAUCAUUUGUGUCAAACAUUACUCACACUUGUCAGAAGAGAACGGAAAGGAGAAGUUGUUGAUAGGUAGCUGGAUAAUUUAUAAUCAUAAUACUUGUAACUGUCAAAAGAUACUAAAUAUAGUUAUGCAUUAGAUGCCUUUGGAAGUCAUGGACUAUCCCUUCUCUCACCAAACUGUUGAUUAAAAAGUUAUAUGUUGUCGUUGUUUUACCACACUGAAGUAACCUUUUAUAUUUCUUUUUCCUGAAAUUAUGGCUCAUCUUGUUUCCCCCUGUAUUCAUUGGUUAGGAUGGCCAUUAGAAAUGCUUGUCAGAUGUUGAUGAUCCUAGGAAUUGACACAAGAAGUGUGUAUGAGGAGGAUUUUGAGAAACCAUUCCUUGAAGAGUCUGCAGAAUUCUACAAGGUAUAAACUUUCUGGCAGGUCCUGCAUUUGUUAGCAUCCAUGCACAAGAGGAAACUUAAUGGCUUUGCCUCAGUUCACUUGUCAAAAAAGAAAGUGAUUCAAGGAAUAUUUUGAAAUUGGGCUGUAACUUGUUGAUUUUUUCUCAAAAUUUACAUCAAAAAUAACUUUAGAGUCCAUGAUAUAUGUUAUUGCUCAAACAUUUAUUGCAUUUUGCUUGAUCUUUCCCCAACAGUUGGAAGGUCAAAAGUUCCUAGCAGAAAACAGUGCAUCUGUUUAUAUUCAGAAGGUGUGUCCCUCUUUGAUGGAUACAUUUUCAACAGUUUUUGAAUUGGAUCAUGUCUUUUUGCAAUGAAUUUGUUGUGUAGUUACUGACUUCAAGGCUCCUCCAUCAGGUUGAAGCCAGAAUUAAUGAAGAAUCGGAACGGGCCAAGCAUUACUUGGACCCUACUACAGAAGAACCUAUUGUUAAGGUAAUGACAUGUGGCUUUUGAUUAUGGAGAUUAAAUGAAGAGAUGCAUGGGAGAAAGCCUUAGUGACUUUUGGUGAAGUGUUUGAUUCUACUUGUAAAUUGUCUUCUCUUGAGAAACAACAGUAGAAGUAGAUAUUAUCUCAAAAGUCACUUGGGGCCUUUUUCAGUGCAACCCCUUUAAUAAUUCAUUGGAGAAAAAAGCAAUAAGCAUUUACUCCUUGGGAAUAUAGGGAUUGGUGUCUUUCCUUUUUAGGAUGUAAUUUGAUGUAUUUGUUUUUGGUUGGAAAAUGAUUAUUUUCUCAACAGGUUGUGGAGGAGGAGUUAAUACGUAAACACAUGAAAACAGUGGUGGAAAUGGAGAACUCUGGUGUUAUCCAUAUGCUAAAACACAACAAAAUAGAAGGUUUGUGUUCUGUCUUCUAUUGCAAUUUUCUCACCAUAUCAGCAUGGACAGUUUCCUAUAAGCAAAAGAGAACCUUUGAAAAAUAAUUUGCUGUCAUACUGAAACACAACAAGAAUUAUCCCAAAUAGAAAAUGGAUUGAUGAAGAUGGGGAAGAUGAGCACUGAUUGAAGUUGACAAACUUGAAAACUUGAAUUUUAAGAUCUAGCUCGUGUAAUUUUUUAUGUAGUAUUUGUCAUAAUUGCUCCUCUGAUGAUGUGCUGCUGGUGAGGUAUUUUUAUACCUUUUUUAGAUGGAAAGGUUAACUAAGGACCUUACAUAAAAAGUAUUAGAAUGGAAAAUUUUCUUGUUUUGUUUACAAUUUAGACCUGGCAAGGAUGUACCGUCUUUUUGUGAGAGUCAAAGAUGGGUUGAAAACUGUGUGUGAUUGCAUGAGGGGAUAUUUGCGUGAACAAGGCAAAGCUCUUGUCAUUGAAGAAGAAGGGGAAAGUGGUAAAAAUCCCAUCACAUACAUUCAGGUACAAAUUUCUUUUCAUCAAGAUUCAUUGAUUGUUAAGUUUAUGAACAUAUUAGUGCCAGGUAUGUGAUACUGUGGAGGAGGGGUUUUCUUUAACAUCCCAGCAAGUUUGAAUUACUGUAUUCUCAUUAUAUAUCUCCUUGAGAUUUUGAUGCUGAUCUUAGCAGUAUGUAGGAUGCUUGCAGCUUGAACCUAGUAUAUGACCUAGCUCAGUGAUGAGAUCUCUGUAGCUCAGUUGGUAGAGCAUCUGACCAUAAAAUGAGAAGGUCUGAGGCUUGAGUCCUCCUGGUAGAUCAGAUUUUCUCUUGUGAUUAUCUAAUGUUUAUGGAGAAAAUGCACAAUGUCCACAACUAUCACCAGCACACAAUAUGUGAGUAGAAAAAGAGAAAAAGUAUCUGACCUUGUAGGGAGCAAUUUAAAGAAUUCCUCUUCCCUCAGCCAUCAUGUUGUUACUUGUUAUUGACAGAAUAAAUGUAGUACCAUCUUGUUAUUGACUCCACUCACAUCUUUUUCUUUGUUUUACCAUUUUUUUGUUUUUUGUUUUUUUCAUUUUUCAGAGCCUACUAGACUUAAAAGACAGAUUUGACCAUUUCCUGAACAAUUCAUUCAAUAUUGACAGGUUAUUCAAGCAAGCUAUAUCCUCUGUAAGUUCAGGAGUUAUCGGGUUAUUUGUGACAUUUGUUUGGAGUGUGAAUGCUGCAAUAUAAUACUUGCAACAACAAAAAAGUACAAAUACUACAACAUCAACUUCUUUCCCAUUUCUAGGAAUUUGAACAUUUCCUUAAUCUCAAUGGAAAAUCCCCUGAGUUUUUGUCGCUCUUCAUUGAUGACAAGUUGAAGAAAGGAGUAAAGGGGGUAAGUUGUAUUAAUUUUACUACUUUGUUUUCACCUUCAAAUGCCUUUUAUGUUUUUGUCUGGUACAAAGCAGUUAUGUUCUGUACUACAUGUAGAUGUAGGUUGUCUAUUAGAGAUCCGAGUUAUAAAGUAAACUUCCAAAUCUGUUCAACCAGUGCUUUUUUAACUUGUUAUUUCAGCUUUCUGAACAAGAAGUGGAAACAGUUUUGGACAAAUGUAUGGUGCUGUUCAGAUUUCUUCAAGAAAAGGUGAUAGAACUUAGCCUUCAAUAACUGCAAUCUUGCUUUCUUUCAGUGUUGAAAUUUUGGUGAGUAUCUUUAAACUCAACUCCAUUCCAGACCCUUCUUGAUAAACUCAGUCUAAACAUAAGAACAAAUUUAACUUGACAACCUGAAGGCCUAUUUUAUUUAGCCCGUUUUUUGUUAGAUGAUGCUAAGGAUCACAGUGCAAAGGCUAUCACAUAACAAGGAAUUGUUUUUUUAGGAUGUUUUUGAACGGUACUACAAGCAACACUUGGCCAAAAGACUUCUUCUGGGAAAGAGCAUUUCAGAUGACUCAGAGAAAAACAUGAUUUCUAAGCUGAAGGUUAGUCAAUGGUUAAAAAGUACUCUAUAAAUAUGACACUAACAGUGAUGUAUCAACAAUUAUUAUUCUAAUGUCUGUAAACAUUUCAAUAACACUGCAUGUAUUUUCUUUUCAGACCGAGUGUGGUUGUCAAUUUACAUCCAAGCUGGAAGGCAUGUUUAAAGACAUGACACUGUCACAGUCAACCAAUGAUGAAUUUAGAAGUCAUAUUUCCAACAAUCAGGUAAAUAGGAAAGUACUUUCCUUUUUGAGAAAACAAGUCAUGACAAUAAUUAUGAUUAUAAUGGUAGGAAUGAUAAUGGUGAUGUUAAUAAUAGAAGCCAUGAUGAUCUUGAUGACAAUGACAAGAUGUUUUAUUGAUUCCUAAAACUGAAAUCAUGUUUUUAAUUACAAGUUUGAUGUUCUGUGGCUAUCUUUAGAUCAAUCUGAUGGGUGUGGACCUUGUGGUGCGUGUCCUAACAACAGGUUUCUGGCCAACUCAGUCCUCCUCACCAAAAUGCACAAUUCCUCCCCAGGCCCAGCAUGCCUUUGACUGCUUCAAAAGGUGACAUAUGUGACCGAAUGAAGUCCGAGUUGUACUGAAAUUGAAAACUAUGGACAUGGAAUGAUAAAUUAUUUACUUUUUUGUGUGUUGUACUCUACAGGUUCUAUUUAGGUUGUCACAGUGGAAGACAGCUGACUCUACAACCACAGCUGGUAAGAUCUGUUUUACCAUAUAUUUUUACUGAGUUUGUCUUUUUUAUUUAACAAACAGAUUCCAAGUUUCCGUACGUCUGUUCAGUAAUAGGUUACAGAUGACGUCAAAAUGUGGUAAGAACAAAAAAGUGGCACACGAGGCGCAGCCGAGUGUGUCAUUGAUGUUCUUACCACAUUUUGACGUCCUCUGUGAUCUAUUACUGAACAGACGCGUGGCAACUUGGAAUCUAUUAGUUUUAUAUAAUUAAGAAUUAAAAAAAGGUUUAAUGAUGACGUCAUCUAUAUAUCUGUCCUUCAAUAGAUCAUAAGUGAGAACCAAUCAGAAUGCGUGCAUAACUGAGCUUAUUAUAUAAAGAUCAAUAGAUCAUUGUUGCUUAGCCAAUAGAGUAUCCUCAUGAUUCUUUUAUAGUCAAAUAAUCUAAACCUCGGUUCGAAAGGAAUAAUCCACCAAGUUUUCAGUCGUUUCUAAGUGCGAAAUUACUUUCAGAGUGAGGGAAGUAACAAUAUUGGUUUGGUAAGACGAAGAAACACUACUACAUUAAGAAUAAACUGGAAAAAGGAACUGAGACGGUUAAGGAUGGAGAAGAUUCACAUGGAUUGGAAAUGGCCACACUGUAAUAUUGAAGGCCAGAGUAUUACUUAUAAACAAUCGAUGAAUUAGCUCUUCUAAGCUUUUUCUUUGGCUUGCAAUUUUUUCCUGAAGUAAUGACUAAAACAACAACAAGAAUUGAUUAGUUCCCCUUCAGCAUGAACGAAGAUUGUACCUUUUUAUCAACGUUAACAUGACUUGUGGUAGUUGUGAUGAGAUGCGAGAUCUGUUUCUUGUUAACAGGGAACAGCUGAGCUAAAUGCGACAUUUCCACCUUCCAAGAAAGUGAGUACCACGUUUUGACAACUAUUGAUUUUGAAAAAAUCGACUGAUCUUUUAACUUUGAUGACAGGUGAUUAUUUCUGUAGUUCAAAAUGUUUUUAAUACAGUUACUUUGUGUUAUCAUUGUGUUGUACUUAAAUUUUUGGUUCAAUUACGGUUUGUAACUUUGCAUGUUUCCACCGCACUUCCAGUUAUCUGUAUCUUUACAUGUUUAUUACACAAUUGAUCUGGCUUUCCAACAUUUUAGCAACGUUUUCGAAAGAUUCUCUGAGUAACAAGUGUUAUUUUAUCUUUAGGAGGGUGGUCCGACCGAGACACGUCGACAUAUAUUCCAGGUCUCCUCGUAUCAGAUGUGUCUGCUAAUGCUUUUCAACACACAAGAACGAUGGACGUAUGAGGUAGGUAUACACGACUCAAUAGACAGCUGAUGAAGGAGGGCGCAUUGGGCGACUAAGAAGUGCAAAAGGCCCCUCAAGUUCUCUUGUGCCGUCCCUACAUGUGUAUAUUAUCACAUCUACUCAAGUUGUGUAUUUUUUCGUUGCAGGAAAUAAGUCAGCAUACAGAAAUUCCCGAAAGAGAUUUAAACCGAGCGCUGCAGUCAUUAGCAUGUGGGAAAGCGACACAGAGGGUUCUUACUAAAGAUCCUAAAGGAAGGGACAUAUGUGAGUUGAAAACCUGUGAAAACUCUUCACGCUUCUACUCAUAGAUACUGGAUAGGUGAUGCCACUAAGGUCUCAAUGGGGUGAACCAUAAGCCGUAAAUUGGCAAAAAAAAUUUAGCUGUCAAGCGUAAAUAUUGACCAGCAAAUGUUAACCGUUUAGUUAACCUUUUAAAAUUUUUCAUUUAACCGAAACGAAAAGAAAUCAUCCGUUAGCCGUAAAAUGGCCACGAUUUUAACCAUUAGCCGUAAUAGCCAUCACCCCACAGAUACCCUCUACCACUAACUGAGCUAGGGAGCUAAAUGUUGGGUUUUUUUAUUGUUUGUUUAUCUCUCUGUCUGUUUAUUUACUUAUUUAUUUUAUUUUUUUAUUUUCGUGACCUUAUUGUCUAUGAUUAAUACAGCUGCAAUUUACCUUUGAGCAUCAACUCUGAUGUCAUGAUAAUGAUGAUUGAUGAGUGGUCAUGUUGUUCUUUCCAGCACCAACGGAUGUGUUCUCAGUGAAUGAACAAUUUACGUCCAAAUUACACAGAGUAAAGAUACAAACAGGUACAGUUCAGCCUCUUCUCCUUAAGCCUCUUCUUUCCUUUUGAAGAAACCGUUGUCAAACUUUUCUCUCUCUUCUCUGUGCAGUUCUCGCCAAAGGUGAAAUGGAACCCGAGAGGAGGGAAACCAGAAAUAAAGUGGACGAAGACAGAAAACAUGAGUAUCCUUUGAAGCCUCUAACUGUUAAGAGUGACUUGCAUCUUUUAAGAUUAAAAUCACUGCUGAAUCAAACAUCAAGGUCAUGAGAAUAAAGGAUAUGAUCACCAACUGAAGAAGAUAUUGAUUCUCAAACAAAUUCUCCGUGUCAGUACUCUAGAAAACGUCUGGAAAACAGUGUGGAGAAUAUGCAUAAUGAUCGUUGGGUGUAAAGGGUUAAGACAAACUCUGUAUUCUGAGAGAAACGGUGGUCUAAUGGUUAGCGCCGUAGAAUCACGAUCCUAAGAUGCAGGGUCAAGCCCGGGCUGAGUCCUCGUGUCGUGAAUAUUUACGAAGCUGCUCUUGACCGGAACGCGUGCAUGCUUCUUUGCGUUUUCUUAUGAUUUCGUGCUUGACUAUGACCAAAAAGCUAUAACAUCUUUUAGUAAUCUGAGCUAUAGUACAGAGUAUUUAUUUCCUUAAUAAACUACAGAAUUGAAGCCGCCAUUGUUCGAAUAAUGAAGGCACGGAAGAAGACACCACAUAAUCUCCUAGUAGCAGAGGUUUGUAUUAAGAGGCUUGAAUUGUAGUAAUGAAUUAGAUUUUCCUCUCUCUUUGAAGCAUUCCUGUGAACUCGUGUUUGUGUUUGUCGUGAGCAGGUAACUGAACAGCUUAAAGCUCGAUUCAUGCCCAGUCCACAAGUUAUUAAGAAGAGAAUUGAAGGCUUGAUUGAAAGAGAAUACUUGGCCAGGACUCCCGAGGACAGGUCAGUG
Messenger RNA from Pocillopora meandrina, 12036 nucleotides. NCBI's taxonomy places the organism in Eukaryota, Metazoa, Cnidaria, Anthozoa, Scleractinia, Pocilloporidae. The record is from the annotation of a GenBank genome assembly.